AUGCGCUGUCUCAUUAGCCUUGCCCUUGGCCUGCUCGCCGUGGAGGUGGCCCUUGCUCUGGAGCCCGUCUUCACCGCAGCCCAGUCCAUGUGCCCUAAGGCCAGCUCUGAAAAGGAAAUGUCCUGUACCCAAAACUGCCGCUCCAACCAGGACUGUGAAGGAAACGCCGUGUGCUGCCCCAGUUCCUGCGGCCUCACCUGCAAAACCCCCAUCAACUUGGAUGCCCCAAAGGCUGGCCGCUGCCCCUGGGUUUCACCCCAGAUCAUCCCUUCCGAGUCAUGCUCAGAGCAGAAUGAGUGCUCCACCGACAGUGACUGUGAAGGCAACGAGAAAUGCUGCACCUCUCGGUGUGCCAUGAAGUGCGUGGUCCCCCAAGCAGUGCCCCACCCUUCAGCAGCCCUGGGGCAGCUACUGUGCAAGAACAAGCCUAAGACCAGGUCCCAAAUGAUUCCCUUCAGUGAGCGGCCUACACCAGGAUCCUCUGACUGCCAGAAGUGA
Messenger RNA from Jaculus jaculus (lesser Egyptian jerboa), 498 nucleotides. RefSeq names its product whey acidic protein-like. The record is from RefSeq and is a predicted model, not a curated record. The coding region runs from base 1 to 498 and encodes 165 amino acids. NCBI's taxonomy places the organism in Eukaryota, Metazoa, Chordata, Mammalia, Rodentia, Dipodidae. Gene Ontology annotation, cellular component: extracellular region. The transcript is spliced from 5 exons. Gene Ontology annotation, molecular function: peptidase inhibitor activity.